AUGCUCCCAGAAUGCAAUCUCGCCUGCAUCGGCAUUCUGUCAUCCACCCUGCCUGCCCAGGUGUCAGCUACCAGCUGCCAGCCGCCCGCUGCCACCACCGUCGCCCGACCGCACCCGGCGGCCACAGCAGUGCCUCAGCAAAGCGAAGCAUGGCAAAAAAAGCCCUCUCGUGGCAGAGGCAACGCACCCCACGGCACGCCUCACGGCACGCCUCACGGCACACCUCACGGCACCGCGUACCAUGUCAUGGUCACGUACUGUAAUGUCGCGUCGGCGGCCCUCACGCCCCUGUGGCUGUCGCAUGCUGUUGCAGCGACCCUGACUUCACCGCGUCUUCCACCUGGGCGGUGGGGGCUCAGCUACAAAGUGCCAACGGGCCUCGCGGUGCUAUACUGCAUCUGGGAGAUGUCGCGGGUCCUCAGCCACACCCACCUCCACAAGACCUGCACUUUACUGAGGCCUGGCCCUGAGUUCCCAGUCCGGACGGGCAUCGGCUCUGGUUGGGCCUGCCACCGCGAUCCGCUGUUUCAGAAUCAGCCCUUCCUGGCCUAG
This is a messenger RNA of Diaporthe citri, 552 nucleotides long. RefSeq lists its product as uncharacterized. The transcript has a single exon. Bases 1 to 552 code for a protein of 183 amino acids. The record is from RefSeq and is a predicted model, not a curated record. Lineage: Eukaryota; Fungi; Ascomycota; Sordariomycetes; Diaporthales; Diaporthaceae.